Messenger RNA from Camelina sativa (false flax), 1011 nucleotides. RefSeq lists its product as uncharacterized. The record is from RefSeq and is a predicted model, not a curated record. Lineage: Eukaryota; Viridiplantae; Streptophyta; Magnoliopsida; Brassicales; Brassicaceae.
AAAACGGUCAUCGUCUUGUUGAGCUUGGAGACUCUCUUCUUCUUCUUCUUCUUCUUCUUCUUCAUCCACCAUUAACACACACUUGAAAGUGACAAUGCCAAAGACUUCAAUCAUACGCUUUAUUUAUGAUGGAUACUAUUCAAGUAUUGGAAAAGAUGUACGAUGGAUUUCAAGUAAAGAUAAUGAAGUGUAUUCUUUUCUUAUGAAGACAUCAUCUAGUGAUGUAUCAUAUGCUAAGUUGGUUGAGAAGAUAUGCAGCAAGAUAAAGGUAGAUGUGGCUAUGAAAAAUCUGAGAAUUGAUGGAGUGAAUAAAGAGAUUGCUCUAGUUGGUGGAACGAAUGGUAGUGGUGGUGGUGGUAUCGUCGAUAUGUACGUAAGAGAACCAUCACUACAAAAUCUAGUGGUGGUCGAGAAUGAAGAUAGAGAUGUAGAAGGAAACCAGUCUGGACCUCUUUUAUGGGAAGAUGGUCUUGAUUUCACGAUAGGCCAGGAAUUUGGAAGCAAAAAAGCAAUACAAAGUUUAAUUGAAAAGGCUGGACAUAAGAAUUGUUUUGAGUUUGUUGUAAAGAAGUCGGAGCCAGUAGCAGCUGCAAGAGAAGCAAAGAAGGAAGCAGAUCCUGAGAUAGAGUUACAUGACUUGUGUUCAAAAUAUUACUGGAUUGAGGUUUGGGUUUUGGCGUAUUCAAGGACGAUUUAUCCGGUUCCCCAUAGUUGUCAAUGGAUUGUUCCGAGGAGACCAUGAAACGGUUAAUCUUGCCUCCGGAUUAUGAUGUUAAACAAGGAAGAAGACAAGAAAAAAGGUUCGCAUCUGUUGGAGAACAUAGAGGAAAAGGAGGUAAGAAGAAGUCGAAGAAGCCGACUGGUACGAGUGAGUGGUUUGACAAAGAUGGUGACCAAAAUUGAUUUUAGGAACAUUGGUGUUUGUAUUUGUUCUGUUUCUGAUUGAGUUGUUCUGUCUUGGUACAACUAAGUACAACCGGUACAACUAUAGUCUAUUACCAAAAUAUAAAA